Molecule: messenger RNA, 552 nt
Organism: Polypterus senegalus (gray bichir)
Lineage: Eukaryota; Metazoa; Chordata; Cladistia; Polypteriformes; Polypteridae
Product: histone H1.0-like
Exons: 1
Coding region: 1-552 (183 amino acids)
Biological process (GO): nucleosome assembly; negative regulation of DNA recombination; chromosome condensation
Cellular component (GO): nucleus; nucleosome
Molecular function (GO): double-stranded DNA binding; nucleosomal DNA binding; structural constituent of chromatin
Source: RefSeq, a predicted model, not a curated record
AUGUCGACAGCAGUGGCGACAAUCAACCAGCCUAAGGCAAAAAAAGCCAGGGGUGGCAAAACAGCCUCAUCCAUUUCCAACUUUGAGGAAAUGAUCAAAUCAGCCAUUAAUAAUGAUAAGAAUCAAAAUGGUUGCACCUUGCAGUCAAUUCAAAAAUACAUCAGGAACAAUUACAAAGUGGGCAACAAUGCUGAUUCAAAGAUUAUACUGGCCCUGAAGAAACUGAUCUCUGCAGGCACUGUUCUCCAGGGAGGAGGAACAAGUGCAGCAGGACUCUACAAACUCAAAGAUGUUCAAACAGCCAAAGACAUGUCCAAAAAUGUGUCCACAGAAGAGAAAUCCCCCCGGGGUGCCAGGAAAAAAAAGGCGGGCAGAGGCAAGAAUGUUGUCAGGUCCAGAAGUAAAGUCAGGAAAAAUCUCUCAGUUGAGAUCAUGGAGGUGGAUAAGAACAAGGGAGGUUCAUCCAAAAGGAGGAUGAAAGGCAAAGGAAAAAGGGCUAAACCAGCCAGGGCCCCCAAACAUAAGGCAGCAAAGAUCGGCAAAAGGAAAUAG